Molecule: messenger RNA, 4068 nt
Organism: Cottoperca gobio
Lineage: Eukaryota; Metazoa; Chordata; Actinopteri; Perciformes; Bovichtidae
Product: phosphatidylinositol 4-phosphate 5-kinase type-1 gamma-like
Exons: 17
Coding region: 198-2570 (790 amino acids)
Biological process (GO): phosphatidylinositol phosphate biosynthetic process
Cellular component (GO): plasma membrane
Molecular function (GO): 1-phosphatidylinositol-4-phosphate 5-kinase activity
Source: RefSeq, a predicted model, not a curated record
CUGGCGCUGAACGUGUCGCUGCGUUUACCUCUACACAGCGACGCAUGCACAUCCCUGGAGUUAUGUAAUUGUAGUAGUAAAUAUUGACGACGGUGAAAUGACAGGAUUUCUACAUUGUUUCGAAGCGCAUACCUCCUCAUCUUGUUCUCCUUGAGGAAGGAUACGGCUGCGCGACGUCGUCAGCAACCGUCUGGGAGAUGGACGGAAAGACUGCGGAAACCGGGGAUGACGGGAGGACGAGUGAGGAAGCAUCCGCCGGCCUCUGUCUACAGCUUGACCUGGAGGACACCGAUUCAGCCAAGAAGGCUCAGAUAACAGAGAUGCCGUCCCCAUUUGGAGUAGGCCCAGCCCAUGAGAAAAAGAUUGGCCACAGGAGGGUGGAUGCCUCUGGAGAGACAACAUACAAGAAGACCACCUCCUCUGCUUUGCAAGGGUCCAUCCAGCUUGGUAUUGGAUACACUGUGGGCAACCUCAGCUCCAAGCCGGAGAGAGAUGUGCUGAUGCAGGACUUUUAUGUUGUGGAAAGCAUUUUCUUCCCCGGUGAAGGCAGUAACCUCACUCCAGCCCACCACUACCCAGAUUUUAGGUUUAAAACCUACGCCCCUGUGGCCUUCCGAUACUUCCGAGAGCUGUUUGGGAUCCGCCCAGAUGACUACCUGUAUUCUCUGUGUAAUGAGCCACUGAUCGAGUUGACAAAUCCAGGAGCUAGUGGCUCCAUCUUCUACGUGACCCGCGAUGACGAGUUCAUCAUCAAAACUGUGCAGCAUAAAGAGGCGGAGUUUCUGCAGAAACUCCUUCCUGGAUACUAUAUGAACUUAAACCAGAACCCUCGGACUUUGCUGCCAAAGUUUUUUGGCCUCUACUGCGUCCAGUGUGGGGGUAAGAACAUCAGAGUUGUUGUGAUGAACAAUAUUUUGCCGCGCUCUGUACGCAUGCACCUCAAGUUUGAUCUGAAGGGCUCCACAUACAAGAGGCGAGCAUCUAAGAAGGAAAGAGAGAAGUCCAAACCCACUUUUAAAGACCUGGACUUUUUGAAUGACGUUCCUGAAGGCCUCACCAUGGACCAGGACACAUACAGCGCUCUGGUCAAAACUCUGCAGAGAGACUGUCUGGUUCUGGAAAGUUUUAAGAUUAUGGACUACAGUUUGCUGCUGGGGGUCCACAACAAGACCCAAGCAGAGCGAGAGUGCCAGUCUCAGGGCUCACCUACAGGAGGCGGGGAUGAAAAGAAGCGCGCAGCUCAGAGAGCCUUGUAUUCCACCGCCAUGGAGUCUAUACAGGGAGGCUCCACAUGCAGGGACACGCUGGAGCACGACGACACUAUGGGGGGUAUUCCAGCUGUGGGUAGUAAAGGAGAGAGCCUCCUGCUGUUCGUUGGAAUCAUUGACAUCCUGCAGUCCUACAGGAUGAUCAAGAAACUGGAGCACUCUUGGAAGUCCCUCAUCCAUGAUGGGGACACAGUGUCAGUUCACAGACCUGGUUUCUAUGCUGAGAGGUUCUACAAAUUCUGUAGCACCAUCGUCUUUAAGAAGAGCAGCUCAUUGCGAUCGUCACCCUCCAAGAAAGGACGAGGGGCUUUCUCCAUGUCCAAGUCCAGCGCUGGAACGGGUUCAUCUGGGCAGCGUCCCUCACUUGGUGACGAAAGGCAGGAAAACCUGGACAACUUGGAAAACCUACGAGGAGCUCGCAGCUUCCCCAUGCUGGAGGACAACGGGAGAGAGCCGCCCUGCACUCCUCCUUCCUUUGAAGAUGCUACCACAGCUUCUAUCGCCACCACCCUCUCCUCUAACAACUCCUUGCCCACCACCCCCUUCGAUACACCAGAGCACCCACGCUACAGGAGACAAAUGCUUUCUCCAAGUGUGGCCAGGUCACAGAGAGAGGUAGUUGAAGUCUAUGGGGAAAAGCAGGACACCAUUACAGUGGAGGUGGAGCUCAGUAAAAUCCCAACGAGCACGGAGCUCACACAGAUGACAGAAAUGACCUCUCCCAGUCUGUCACCUGAUCAUCAGCCCCAUGCCAUUGCUUCCUCCACAUCUCCCUCUAUUAGUCCAUCUUUGACAUUUUCCUCCUCCACCCUUCCUCCUUCCUUUGUGUCAUCCUCCUCCGCUGCUCAACCAGAUGACCAGUCAUCCUCCACUCUCGCUUCAUCCAUCUGUCCAUCCACCAAACCGCUCACCUCUCCCGCCGCUGCUCAGUCUUCCACUCUUUCUUCUCCGACUGUGCAAUCCACGCUUCUCACUUCAGCUCCAAACACCUCCACCCUCCCACCUGGCUCAGCAUUUACUCCCAUCUGCCCUGCAUCCUCUCACUCCUCCCCCAAGAGCUCCUCCCACCAGCUCCCCUCGACCCCUCCCUCCUCCCUCCCUCCGAGCCCCCAGGUGACUCAGCAGGCGCCGCGAGCACCAUGCAAUCAGCUGUCUGUGUCCAGCAGCCACAACUCAUUGGACGGGGAGUUGCAGGUGUCUGACAUCUACUUUCAGAAUCAGGAGGAUCGGGGCUGGGUGUACUCUCCUCUGCACUACGGCUCGGAGUCCAGAAAGGACUCGGAUGGGGAGAGUGAGACAUAACUCACAGUGGAGACAGAAGUGAUGGGUGGAGCCAGAGGCUGUCUUCAUAUACAGAAGCUGAGAGCUUUUAAUAACAAAGCCUACAGGACACUAUGGGCAUUCAUGCUAAUUGCCCGAGCUGCAUGUGGGAGCUUGCUUUGCCAACAGAGACUAAAGGAAUGAACUUAGAAGCAUUCAAGUAUUCAACAAUACACUCGCGUACAUUUAAAACAAACUUACCACAAUCAAAAUAUUAUGCAAAAAAUAAUAAUCAUAAAGCAUUUAUUUCCUGAACAAUCUGAGUGACAUCAAGCAGAUAAUUAAGGUUAAAUCACAUGAUAUAAUCAGCUGAGUGGCACUGUGAAUGGUGGCUGUUAAUCAGGUAUUGUUGCAGCCCUGCUGUCGGCUGGGGAGGCUUUUAUUGUUCAUGAGUCACACGGCACUGUGCCAGCUCUGGCUAUGCAAUAUGGGCAUAUGUGUUAUUGAUUUCUCUUUCUGAUUAAUGCAUAACUACUUCAGAGUGUAUUCAUGCAUUUAUUUUUCACUAGGGGCAUGUCAAAGCUGUAUAUUUUAUUUUAGCACUUUAUCAAUGUUCAUGUGGCUGAAAUCAUAUUACGUUUUGUUAUUUUUGUCAUCAAUUACUGUACAAACACAGUUCAUGUUUUGUGUGCUGUGUAUGCACAGUGUUCUGUUUUUCCAGCGGCGUCCACUUGAGAAACUUCGAUCUGACAAUGAAUGGUUGUGUUUUAAAUGCCUUAUUGACAAACUCAUUUCAUUUCAUAACUGUUUUUGAUAUUUUGGUCACAUGUAAUCACUUCAAAACAACUAAAAAAAGAUAAAGAUGCAAAGUAUGCUUUCACCUUUUCAGGAUUUAAAAUCAAGAGUUCAAGAAAAAACAAUUAAAUUAUAUUUUGUAAAUUGUAAAUAAACUGUGUGUGUGCUUAAGCACAUGCAUGUAAGUCUGUUCGUGCCCUUAUGUCUCUGUGUGUGCAUGUGUUUGCAUGCAUAUUGAUGUGUGAUUGGGAGACAUGUUUUUGGUCCUGUCUAUUUGUCAAAAAAUCGUCAAAAGGUGUAACUUCCAUUUGUUGUUAUGGCCAUGAAUGUCUGAACCAGCUAUAAGCAUGUUGGCUGUGUGAGGAAAAGGAAAUAGUCUGAACCAACUGAGCUAAACUGAAACCUCAGAUUUCUUUACAGUUUGGUAAGAAAAUAAAUCAACUGUUGCCACAGACAGUACUUCCCCUCUUCCAUACAUGGUGAUACUUGUUGCAACAACAUUGACCAUAAUUAGACUUCCUGACUGUCGAUAAGCACUGCUGUAACAUAUUACUGUGUUAUUUGAGUCUGCUGAAGUUAACCUGCCGGUUUGUAGGCAACAGUGUUUGUAGCUGAUCACUGUGUAAAAUAAAAUAAUAUUAUAUUGUGUAAAAAAGUAUGUGGUCCUUCUAUAUUUUUGUGAAAUAUCCAGAUUCAUGAACCAGCUGAAAAGGAGAAUAUGAUUUAGGUAUAAAAUGUUAUUUGC